Sclerotinia trifoliorum is the source of this 2879-nucleotide messenger RNA. Lineage: Eukaryota; Fungi; Ascomycota; Leotiomycetes; Helotiales; Sclerotiniaceae. The record is from the annotation of a GenBank genome assembly.
CAACCAAAAAGAAUCGAUAAGUCUAUAUCUCGAUGUCUUUUGAAAUAUCAGAGGCGUCAGCACAUCAUCCAUAAUAGAAAAAUCAUUUGAAAAAGCUUUUCCCUGUCCCAAAACAGAAGAAGCAUAAUCCACCCCAUCACAAAACAUCACAAAACCUUUUCCAGUAUCCACAAAAUUUCACAAGCCGGUUAUUAUUCAAUUAAUUCAACCAUUUGAGCUGGUUGGGUGUCAGAGUAUAAAAGCGGCCAUUGAAACCAUUGCACCAUACCUAAACGGAUAUUUCAGCUACAGGGGCUAAAAAGACCACCCCAGCCUCUCCUCGCUUUGCCACUUCUUCCACUCUUCCAUUCACCGUCUUCUCUGCUCAAACCUUUUCUUGUGUCUUCAAAAACAAGACCAUCAGCACACAAGGAGAAGAAAAAAGGACAAAAAACGCCAGCUCAGAGAAAUAUCCCAGAACAUCCCGGUUAUUAUUCAUCUAAGAGGCUCACCUUAUUCGCCGCCUCUUCUUUUUGAGUACGAACUUCACAUUCACACGACAUUAACCUGCUUCCGCGUCUCUGCGUUACCACCCAUCCGGAUUGGACAGGACCUUUUCACUCUCACACCCUCUUCUCACACGCCUUUCCAGGUUACUCAGGACCAACCGGUUUUCUUCUUACUUCCAUAGGAUUACUUCUUUCUCGAGGCUCCCGCUCAAAACCCCCCCGGAUAUUGAGAGAAAAGUUUUCCACUUACUCCAUACAGGAUUUCUUCUGGACCAUUUUCUGACUCCCCCAAUUUGUCGCCGGUUAUUUUGUGUGGUACCACAGUUAUUCCCUAGGCUGACCUGUGUGACUUACAUUGCCAAAUCUCCAUCUUUGGUUCUUCUCUUUCUCUUCCUACCAACUUGUUCCCUGGAUUACCAUCAUGUCGCGACGUGACGAUAGAGACAGAGCUUCCCGCUCACAACCACAACCAACACACCCAUCUGCUGGAAGAACGGGUCAGUUUGUUAUCGACGCUGAAGGUAUCGACAGAGAAGUUAUCACGGCUGACAUCUGCCGGUAUCUUGGUAAUGAUGCUCUCGUCAAACCGGGCGACGUGGAAGUAAGUCAUUGCCCGUAUCUUUGUGAGAUGUCGAUGAGGAACUAAUGGCUUCAUUUACAGGACCCGAGAACAAAACAACUUAAACCUGUCUACGUGAUCACAGCUUACAGGAAUCUUACAAAUGUAAUGUCGCGCUCCUAUCAAUUAAGUGAUUAUCGCUGAUCAAUUCUUGGGGUAGGCCAUGAUAUUUGAUUUGAAACAGGCAUCUGCAGAUUGGCGAGCUGAGCGACUUGCUAGAUCUUCUGCACAGUACCCUACAAAUGGUAUCUCUUUAAGGGAUUCGAACGAGAUGGUUCGAAAGUCUAACACCCCUAUAGUAGUGGACUACAGAAGUUCAAAUGCACUGGAUCAAUCCAUUGCUCGAAUGGAUGCAACACAGCAGCCUCGGCCUGCUGCACAACAAGGGAUGUACAAUUCACCAUCGGCUGCUGUGCCCAGUUCCCAAUCAUAUCAACCAAGUGGCCAGGGUUACUCGGCGGGCUACAGUCAGCCUACAAGUUACCAGAAUGAUGGCUAUACCCAGCCACCAUCACAACAGUAUGCUCCAUCUCCCCAAGGAUAUCCCACUCAGGACACCAGGAGUUAUGUUCACGGAUCCAAUUAUGCUGUUGAACCUGCUGGCCGUGGCGGAUCUGUUCCUCAGUCUGUUCCUAGGACUCAGGCAGUUCAAUAUCCAUCCAGUACAUCGUACCAAGCACCUGCACCGCAGUACUAUUCCCAAUCUGGACCAACUGCAUCAACUUCAGCAUAUGCGUCACAUGCACCAACAGAUCCUUAUUAUAGUAGUCGUGGUGCGUACGCCAAAGUGCAUCCAUUUUCUUCAUUGUCUCUGUUCUCGUAAACGAAUGUAAUCUAACAAUUUAGCUGCUCCAUCAGGCAAUUAUGAAUCCACCCCGGAGGUCUACGACACCAGAGCAUAUCCGGAAACCCCAGAUUACCAGAUGCAAGAUGCCGGAUAUACCGAACCAGGCUCAUACCAGGAAACAGUAUCAUAUUCUCAGCCAAUGCCUUCUGGACGAAGUGGCACCGCCACUUCAUCGGCACCUCAAAGGACGCGUGACAGAGACAGUAGGGAUGACCGUGACAGACAUCACCAACGCCGCAGGAAUUAAUGUUCCCUUUGGAAUGUAGUUGAUUUUUGCGAUUCUGUUUCCUCGCCGGACUUUUUUACUGUUCUGGCGUUUUUUAUUGCUUUUUCCCUGGAUUUACUGGAACACUGGACCAAUCAAAGGAAGCCUUGGAACCCUCCUAUAACAUGGAUCCAAACUAGACAAAGGGUACUUUACAGCCUCAUCGGUAUCUUAAUAAAAAAAUCCAAGAUUGCAAUAGGUUUGGCAUCUUGUGAACGAGGUAUGAUCUUUAUAUUACCAGGGUUUUCUAUCAUAGCCUACGCUAGACUACUACCAACUGGACCGAUGUCGGAAUGUAUUAUCGGAGAAUUACCGCGGAUGUUUUAUCAUGAGCUUUGCACGUGCAGAGCAGCUAUACCCGGCUUCAUGGGAUGCGGCGGGCCAAAUGAGGAUAAUGGAUGUGUUUUUUGCUUGCUUGCAUUUUUCAUCUGUCAGUUGCAUCAGUUUUUGCAUACGCAGACCGUUGGGGCGCAUUAUGAGUUUAUGUUUCCUUGAAAGUUUCUGGAUUAUCUUAGGAUACCAUCCCUCGUACCUGCUGCCCUGGACCCAAAUUUCCGGAAGCCUGACCGGCUGGUUUCUUCUUCACCACGUGUUAUGAUUUGGUUAGUAUCUCAAUACUCAUUAGAGCAUUCAGGUCUGGGUCCAGGCAGCAUGAUAGAG